UACUUAUUUUACUGAAUGCCCUUUAUGAUAAAACUGUAAAGCGUCUCGCUGAAUGUUAUAUUUAAACUACCACGAAAAUAAACAUGGCAAAUACUUUUCCACGAUACUGGACGAACGUAUUGAAGUUGAAAAUUGGCAAUUAUACUUAAAGUAGAGCAACAUGUAACCAAAGGAGACUAAUCCGUGCACCCAUAUUAAGAUCGAGCGCACCCGGAACCCUUGCGACAUUUACUGGAAUAUUCUUACUUAAACUGAGGCAAAUUUUCAUAAGCCUUCUCGAAUGACUGCUACUAGUUAACUGAUCGAUAGUAACUUAUUGACCAGACGAGUCUGAGCGCAUUUAACUGGGCGUAUUUCUCUCAAACGAUUCAUAAUUGUUAGCAGUCGUAUCAACAACUUUUCUACUCUCCACAACAGUUCCCGUACCCAUCUCCACCUUCCAGUCUUAAUUUCCUUUUCGCUUUUGCUCGUGCCUCCUCCUCUCUCUUUUAAAUUGUCGUCUGGCAUUUUGAACAGAACUAAAAAAACAGAAGCGGUUCGUCUAAAGAACUCUAUUCCACGUUGUUGCUACGAGAAUCCAGUGUUCUUAAUAAUCCUCAACCUUUCCGUGGCUUUUCGGCUGCUAUUGGUAGAGCCACUAACGUCCGUCUUCUUCAUCAGUUUGUCGUUGGCUGUUGUUGUUUUUGUUUAUUUCCCUCCCCACCGCUAUUGACCUCCGUGUGCGCGCUCUCCAGUCCGCCGCGCGUCGUAUAUAGUCAUGCUGCCUGUUCCUUGCGUCUGCUUGGCCGGGUGUUGCGUUGGGUUGUAUUCUACUCGUUUGCACUCAGCCCUUCUCGCUCUUUCUUUCGUUUUCCGUAUGUGCUCUCUACCAACGGCCGUGUUCUCUACUUGCGCCAGCUGCCUUUUGUCUUGCUACCGUCCCUUUUCGUACUGCUGGCGGUAGCGAUCGUUCUAUCCACUGCUGGUCCUUGACUACUCGUUCAUUAGGCAGUUCGCUCGUUUGUUUGUCCCAUCGUGCGCUCUAUCGUGUCUAACGUUACUUGCGGCGCGGUAGACACGUCGUUGUAUCUUUCGUAGCGCUGUUGUUGCUGUGUUGUUUUGCGCUUAGGACUGUCGAGGCACUGAUACCGCCACAAGGUGACGGUAGGCACUGUGCCGUCGGCUGUAGCGGCGAUCGACGUCAACGUCGUCGUGUCGUAUCGCGCUGCGAUUCUUUCCCACUCUGUUAGGUUCUCCCUCUCUCUGUUAGGUGCUCUCUCAGUCUUUUUGUAUGUGUUCUGCUCUGGUUCGCCCGCUACGACCAGAGCGAGCGAUUCGCCGACACUUCGUCGUGCUCUGCGGGGCAGUCGCUCAUCGCGCCAGGGGAACGAAGCCGAGAACGAGUGAGUGCGUGCUGUCGUGCUGGCUAGCUUAUAGUAAUGACGAAGCCAGUGACUGACCCUAUGACAACAGAGAUAGCGAAGAGGUGGCAGAGGGACUAGUGUGUCUCGUGCGAUUGCGGCGGCAGCGGCGAUUGUCCUGAAACGGCUGCCGCCGCUGGCUUCUGUUGAUCCUCCUGCCACCCCACUUUCUUCUACGUUACACUCGCUCUUAAUGCCAAAGCCGUUAGAAGCGUUUCGUCGUUUCAGGUGCAUCAUGACUGUUUCUGACGGAUUAAGGACAAUUGAAGACUAUUCUCGGCAGCGUGUUCCUGCUGCAGGUUGUUAGUGAGUAUGAGAAGCGGCAAGUGAACCGGUCAGCGUUCGCCAUCGUAGUUGUUCGUGGUAGAUAAAGUAAUGGUAUACCAUCCACACUAGUGCAGGCGGCUGACGCUGCUUCUUCUACUGCCAUAGCAAAGAAUAUUCGUCGCUAUGUGUAUUGCAUCGCGCUCGUAACUGCUUACUGUUCGUCACUCUUCUUUCGUUGGGUAGCUGCGUUGUUGCUAUGAUUAUCCUAAUUAGUUAGCAGUAAGCGCAUUAUUACGAGCAUUGUGUAUCGCGAUGAGCGAAAACUAAAGGUGGAUGGAUGACACAGCUUUGUUUUGUAAGCGCGUGUGGCUGUAAGUGCUCCUGGAGCUGGUCGUAUUGCUGCAGAAGCAAUAAUAGCGAAAUAGUAUAAUAUUAUAUGCGGUUGACUGUUAAUAGUACUAUUACGAUUGCCAUUGACAACGAGUGUGUGACUGGAUACUAAGCAGACACCGUUUGAAAGACAGACGGAUCAAUAGAUGAAGGACGAAGGAAGCGAUUCACUGCUGGAUCUGCGUAAAGCAGAACGACAGAGAAUCGGAGAGCGCCAAAUGGCACCAAUGGUGGAAUAAUAAAAGAUCGGAAAAAAAGCGUUCUUCAUUCGAUUACAUUGUGCACACCACGAUGGUCAUCGGUUAAACGGCUCCUUGAACCGUUUGAGCAACUUUAGCUAAAUUUAGCCUUUUUCAUACCUUUUUCCGUUGCCGUAUAGACAGAGGGACGAACACGUAGUAGUGGCGUUAUUCGAUUUUUCAUGCUAGUAGCAAUUGACGCUCUAUUUGAUUGGUUGCACCUGACAUAAAAGUAACUAAGAACAAAGAAGCGUUGAAAAAAAGUAAUACAUAAAAAGGACAAGACACAGAGCGUACAGACAUAAUCUGAAACAUCUGAAAGUGUUCCUCCUGUUAACGGUCGUGCUGACGCCGAAGGACGAAAUAACCUUCUCGGAGAAAUCGCCGUCAGUAGGCUUGUUGAAGCUGUGAAGUGCUACAAAACUGUGCCAAAGCCGAGUAAAACGAUAGCAAUAGAAGAAUACCGAAUACCAAGUAACCAUAGUGCGAUUACAAUGGAGCGCAAUUUUAGUUUGGUGGACCUUGUUAAAUCUUCAAGUUGAUAAACUACGUUUACAACCACAGCCUUGAAUCAAUCAUUUGCUUACUGACCAGAUAUCGAACGUCGGACUCAGCGGAAAUUCAUCUCCAACAGAUAUCUCUGAUGCAUUUACCUCUUAAAUAUUGCCUAUCUUUCACGUUUUCGCUGCCUCCCUUACUAAUGCGGAGAAAUAUUUGGCCUGUUAGUAUUUGAAGGUCUUAUCUGCUUAUGAGAACUUACCAGACAAGCCAUUUAGCCAAGAAGCAAGAGGAUUUUUGUCUGAAACGGAUCUGUAAGGUGGAUGAGACGAACGUAGAUAACGCUUUAGAUUACUUUUACUGAGCGCCACAGAUAGCUCAGCUUCUCACGACAGGUCUUUUAGUGCAAGCGAUUCUUGCGCGAUGUAAGUGGAGUACAUGAACCUGGCGGCCACUAGUGUGGCAGUUACUGCUGUGCGCAACUGUAGAGGUGUGCAAGCGUUUAAGCGUGUAUUUGACGAAGACGACCACGACAAGGCGCAAUUCGAUGUGAUAUUAUGUAAAUUUGCGUGUGUUGAGCUAUCCGUGUACAGUUGGAGAGAAAACGCGCACAACGACGCAGGACGCACGACGAAUACACGAACGUACAAUAGUAGCAACGAUGAAUUUUCAUUGCAGCGACAAAUCGCGAACUGAACAGCAACAGGAACAUCAACAACAACAGCAACAGCAACAAAUGCAGCAGGGUCGUCGUAAUUCGACUCAGUGGGUGCGUCUAAACGUAGGUGGAACGCAUUUCCUCACGACGAAGACAACUCUGGCAAGGGAUACAAAUUCGUUCCUCUACAGACUCUGUCAGGACGACCCUGAUCUUAACUCCGACACUGAUGAAACAGGAGCGUAUAUGAUCGACAGGGACCCUACAUACUUUGGGCCUAUCCUAAACUACUUGCGCCAUGGCAAACUCAUUAUUGAGAAGAACCUCUCUGAGGAAGGUGUGCUCGAGGAAGCUGAAUUUUAUAAUAUUACGGAGCUAAUCAAGAUGCUCAAGAAAGCAAUAGCAGAUCGGAACUCGAAGACAAAGCUGGCAUCUGACGGGCACAAACACGUUUAUCGAGUACUACAGUGCCACGAGGAUGAACUCACGCAAAUGGUGUCGACGAUGAGUGACGGCUGGAAAUUUGAACAACUCAUUCCGAUCGGCUCGUCGUACACGUACGGGACGGACGAUCAGGCCGAAUUUCUCUGCGUGGUGUCACGGGAGUGCGCCAAUUCACAGGGUCUCGAAGGGAAGGAUCGCGCGCAGCUUAUUCAGCAGAAAGCCGCACGGAUGUGAUUCCGAUAGGGGAUCUCGGUAGAUCCCGACACUCGAGGCGGCUUUAAGCGACACUCCCCUCAA
Messenger RNA from Varroa destructor (honeybee mite), 4193 nucleotides. RefSeq names its product BTB/POZ domain-containing protein KCTD5-like. The record is from RefSeq and is a predicted model, not a curated record. NCBI's taxonomy places the organism in Eukaryota, Metazoa, Arthropoda, Arachnida, Mesostigmata, Varroidae. Gene Ontology annotation, biological process: proteasome-mediated ubiquitin-dependent protein catabolic process; protein homooligomerization. Gene Ontology annotation, cellular component: Cul3-RING ubiquitin ligase complex; cytoplasm. Gene Ontology annotation, molecular function: cullin family protein binding.